Messenger RNA from Felis catus (domestic cat), 2496 nucleotides. It is a transcript of the gene GALM, whose product is annotated as galactose mutarotase. The record is from RefSeq and is a predicted model, not a curated record. Lineage: Eukaryota; Metazoa; Chordata; Mammalia; Carnivora; Felidae. The transcript has 8 exons. Gene Ontology annotation, biological process: glucose metabolic process; beta-D-galactose catabolic process via UDP-galactose, Leloir pathway. Gene Ontology annotation, molecular function: carbohydrate binding; aldose 1-epimerase activity. Bases 270 to 1448 code for a protein of 392 amino acids.
ACUACCACUCCCAACAUGCAAUGCAGCCAGAGUUAGCAAAGGAAAACCCCGUCUGGAAAUUUUGCCUUCCUGUGGCCCCCAGGCAAAGGAAAGGUUUAGAAAGUCGCCAGAAGGUAUUUUUUUGUAGGAGCGGUCACUCCCCAAAUCCAGGCAAGGAAGGGGAGGAGUCUGGGCCGUGUCCCGCCCUUCUCCAGUAAACUUCUCCCGCUCCAGGUUUGGAGGCAGAGUCGGAAGGGCUGGGAGUAGCUGCACGCCCCCACGCUUUCCCCAUGGUUUCGGUGACUAGAGCCGUGUUCGGAGACCUGCCCUCAGGGGCAGGGACAGUGGAGAAGUUCCAGCUGCAGUCAGACCUGCUGAAAGUGGACAUCAUCUCCUGGGGCUGCACCAUUACGGCCCUGGAGGUCAAAGACAGGCAGGGCAGGGCGUCAGAUGUGGUGCUCGGCUUUGCAGAGUUGGAAGGGUACCUCCAAAAGCAGCCCUACUUUGGAGCAGUGGUUGGCAGGGUGGCCAACCGAAUUGCCAAAGGAACAUUCACGGUGGACGGGAAGGAGUAUAAGCUGGCCGUUAACAAUGGGCCCAACAGUCUGCAUGGAGGAGUCAGGGGCUUUGAUAAGGUCGUCUGGACCCCUCAGGUGCUGUCAAAUGGUGUCCAGUUCUCGAGGAUCAGUCCAGAUGGUGAGGAAGGUUACCCUGGAGAGUUGAAAGUCUGGGUGACAUACACGCUGGAUGGUGGGGAGCUUAUGGUCAACUACCGAGCUCAGGCCAGUCAGACCACACCGGUCAAUCUGACCAACCAUUCUUAUUUCAACCUGGCAGGCCAGGAGCACAACAUGGCUUUACUAAACUUCUUCACAAGAAUCCUGGAAAAGGUGGAGGCAUUACUGGCCCAGUUUUACCCUGAAGGAAAAGCGAUUCUAGGAGCACCUGGGUGGCUCAGUCGGUUAAGCAUCUGGCUCUUGACUCCGGCACAGGGUUCCCCAAACAUCUAUGACCAUGAAGUCACUAUAGAAGCUGAUGCCUUUUUGCCGGUAGAUGAAACCCUGAUUCCUACAGGAGAAGUUGCUCCAGUACAAGGAACUGCCUUUGACCUGAGGAAGCCGGUGGAGCUUGGAAAACACCUGCAGGAGUUCCGUAUCCACGGCUUUGACCACAAUUUCUGUCUGAAGGGAUCUAAAGACAAGCACUUUUGUGCACGGGUCCAUCAUGCUGGAAGUGGGCGGGUUCUGGAAGUGUACACCACCCAACCCGGGGUCCAGUUUUACACGGGCAACUUCCUGGAUGGCACGCUGAAGGGCAAGAGUGGAGCAGUCUAUCCCAAGCACUCUGGCUUCUGCCUGGAGACCCAGAGCUGGCCUGAUGCAGUCAAUCAGCCCCACUUCCCUCCUGUGCUGCUGAGGCCUGGUGAGGAGUAUGACCACACCACUUGGUUCAAGUUUUCUGUCGCUUAAGGAAGUGUAAAGACCCCCAGGGCCAGGCUGGGGGCCCUUCAACAGCCUGUCUCCUGUCUAGAGAGAUUUAGAGGCUUUACAAGUGAUCCUGUGAAUCAAAAUCAUAUAAAGGGUAGCUGCACAAUAAUUAGUCUGGAUCUUGAUUUCCUUUCCCAGUGACUGGCUACAGGUUCAGUCUAUGACCAGCUCUGUCCUCUGUGUGGUUUAGGGGAUCCAACUGCCAAGGUUCUCGCCUAAGCCCUGACCCUAACCCGGAAGGGACACCCAGCCCCUUGCUGUGUUGGCCCCAUCUCUCCACCCUUCUGCUUUCUUCUCUCCUUUUUGCCCCUCUUUUCUUUGAUCCUACUCUCAUUCCGUUUCUUUGUCCUCCUCCCCUACCCUAGGCCACCGCGUCCCUGCGCAGCAAUUCAGAGCUCCGACAGACCUCUGAUAAGGUGGUAGAUGAUUGAGGGUGAAGGAGCUGGGGCUUAGGGAGCGCAAAUGACCCUCAUAAAGGCACACAACCAGAAGUUUUAGCCAAGACGUGACAUCAGGUAUCCACAUUCAAGCCCCCUCUUUGCUUCCAUUUCAGUCUGCCAGAGCAUUCCCAGGAUCGCUGGUGGACACGGGGUUCUGACCUUUGUUAGGGCCAGCCUUUCUUCCCAGAUUCAUGCUUAUGGGAAGCAUUAGUCUGAGUCUGAGUUUAGCUGUCUCUAAGGAUAUGACUUAAAGGGCCAGGUCAAAAUAUCCAGGAAGAAAUCUGUAAUUUUGAUCUCUGCCUUUGGGGUAGAGAAAGCCCCAGCCCAUGCAAGGCGUGGGAAAGAAAGCAAGCCUCUGGAGACAAGAGCUGUGUUAGUGUGGAAAGAGAGCCUUACCUGAGGACUGACUGUAGAGUGCACCUGGCACAAGACGUUGGUGUUACAUAGUUGAGCCUAGAGCUCCCCCAUUUCCUGAACAAUUGAAUCAUCAGUGAUGGGUUGGGGUUGGUGGUUGGUUUAGAGUUUUAAAGAAAUCUAUCUUCUAUUAUAUGCUAGCAACCAGUUGAAAUAAAACCAGAACUUGCACCUUC